AAAUCUCUCAAGCUGUUACAGGGAGAGUCAGACAAGCUUACAGCAUUUUAAGAAAUUGGUGAUAAAAAGGCUUUAAUAUAUGGAAAAAGCUACACAGAGUCCAUGUAAACCUUAAGAAAUCUUUAAGAAAUGUUUUGAUAUCUUGUCCAGUCAUAAACUGGAAUCCAGAGGACGAUAUCGCCAUUAAAGAUCUCGGGUUCAACUGAUUUGCCAUUUUUCUGGUUGUAAACUAACCUAACAGAUGAUUCAGGUUCAUUUAACCAGCUAUAGUUCCCAUUGAUGUGGCUUUUAUGUCUCUAUGCGUCAUGCUUACCUUACAUUUUCUUUGUAAUAUAAAUACCAGCUGGAGUUUGGCAUAAAUGCAGACGCUCAGAGGUUUCUCUCCAAGAGCGGCGAAACGCUGACGGAAGCCAUCAACGCCUUCACAUCUGACAUGAACACACUGGUCAACAAAACCAUUGAAGACACAAUGAUCAAUGCUAAGCAGUAUGAGACUGUCAGGAUCGAGUAUGAUGCGUUCCGAGUCGAUCUGGAGGAGCUGAACAUGGGCCCCCGUGAUGCUGUCACCGUGCCCAAACUGGAGCAGGCCCAGAAAGACUUCCAGACUCAGAGGGAGAAGUACGAGAAGCUCCGAGACGACCUGUCAGUCAAAGUCAAGCUGCUGGAGGGGAACAAG
Molecule: messenger RNA, 676 nt
Organism: Haplochromis burtoni (Burton's mouthbrooder)
Lineage: Eukaryota; Metazoa; Chordata; Actinopteri; Cichliformes; Cichlidae
Product: arfaptin-1
Biological process (GO): regulation of Arp2/3 complex-mediated actin nucleation; intracellular protein transport
Cellular component (GO): trans-Golgi network membrane
Molecular function (GO): phospholipid binding; protein domain specific binding
Source: RefSeq, a predicted model, not a curated record